Molecule: messenger RNA, 2131 nt
Organism: Glycine soja
Lineage: Eukaryota; Viridiplantae; Streptophyta; Magnoliopsida; Fabales; Fabaceae
Exons: 2
Coding region: 584-1909 (441 amino acids)
Source: RefSeq, a predicted model, not a curated record
CCUAAAAUCCCAUAUCCAAGAGCCAAAGAUUCUCUGUUUUUUUCCUUUUCUUUUUCUAUUUCUUUCAAACACUCGUGUUUUUUAACUAAUGCUCUCAUUCAUUCAUGUUUUUUCAUCAUCCUAUGGAUUUGAGUCCCUUUUGUCUCACUCGCUCUCUCUGAUGGGGUCACGGACACCAUCCUAUGCAACUUGCCAAACUCAUUCUGUGUAAUGAAGAAGCAGAACUACUGCCCCUCACACUGAACUUGAGAGUUUUCAAGGUGUUUGAUAAUAGUAUGGUUUGGUAUUUUUGAAUUUUUUUCCCCUUUGAUCUCUCUCGUGAAACAUGUUUUGCUUCUAGGUAGCCCCUUUGAUGCACAUAUAGUUGAGUUAGUGAAGGGAGUUUGAGGAAAGAAAAAGGGAAAGUUCAAAGUUGUUGUCUUUCUUGAGUUUUUUAUUUUUUCAUUGUCUCAGCUUUCACUUAGGAAAAGGAAGGGGAAAGGUGGAAAAGGGAAAACACGGAGAUGAACCCUUUUGAGAAUGAGGAUUGUGAGAGUUAAGUUGAAGAACACAGAAACAUAGAAGAGUCUAGUAGCUGAAGUGAAUGGAGAAAGAAGAGAAAAAGAAGAUAAAGGGAAACGUUAAGGAUAACAUGCCAACAGUGUGGUUCUCUCUGAAGAAGUCUUUACACUGCAAAUCGGAGCCAUCUGAUGUACAUGACCCCAAAACAAGGAAGCAGUUGAGCACAAUCUUGACCAAGAGAGCAGGGAGGUCAGGGUGUUCAAGGUCCAUAGCAAAUCUCAAAGAUGUAAUCCAUGGAAGCAAGAGGCAUCUUGAUAAGCCACCAAGUUGCAGUCCAAGAUCCAUAGGGAGCAGUGAGUUCCUCAACCCUAUAACUCAUGAAGUGAUUCUGAGCAAUUCAAGGUGUGAGCUGAAGAUAACUGGCUAUGGAGGAUUCCAAGAAGGAGGGGUUGGAAGUGGUGGUGGUGGUAGCAAUGCUGGUGGAGGUUCAACUUUUGUGGGGACUUUGAGGCCUGGUACCCCUGGCCCUGGAGGGCACCCUACAAUGCACUACUUUAACCCUUCUUUUAGGACUUCUUCCACUCCUCCAAGGAAAUCUCCUUUCCUUUCAUCAGAUAAAGAAGGGUCUGGUCCUCAUGGUGCUGGACUUCAUUCUAGCAAUAGGUUGUCUCUUGAGACAGAUUCUAAUGGCUCUUCAACUGUGACUUGCCACAAAUGUGGAGAGCAAUUCAACAAAUGGGAUGCUGCUGAAGCUCAUCAUUUAUCCAAGCAUGCUGUGACUGAACUUGUGGAAGGAGAUUCAUCAAGGAAAAUAGUGGAGAUCAUAUGCAGGACUAGCUGGUUAAAGUCAGAAAACCAGUGUGGUAGAAUUGAGAGAGUUUUGAAGGUUCACAACAUGCAAAAGACUCUUGCAAGAUUUGAGGAGUACAGGGAAAUGGUGAAGAUCAAAGCCAGCAAACUCCAGAAGAAGCAUCCAAGAUGUCUUGCCGAUGGGAAUGAACUUCUGAGGUUCUAUGGCACCACUGUUUCAUGCUCUCUUGGCCUCAAUGGCUCUUCUAGUCUCUGCCUAUCAGAAAAGUGUUGUGUUUGCAGAAUCAUAAGGAAUGGUUUUUCAGCCAAGAAGGAGCUCAAGGGUGGAAUUGGAGUCUUCACAACAUCCACAAGUGGAAGGGCUUUUGAGUCCAUAGAUAUCACUUGUGAGGAACCAUCAUUGAGAAAAGCACUUAUAGUGUGCAGAGUAAUUGCUGGCAGGGUUCAUAGGCCACUUGAGAACAUUCAAGAAAUGGCAGCACAAACAGGAUUUGACUCAUUGGCUGGGAAAGUUGGUCUCUAUUCAAACAUUGAGGAGCUUUAUUUGCUCAAUCCUAGAGCUCUUCUUCCUUGCUUUGUGGUGAUUUGCAAACCUUGAAGCAAAAUUUCUUACAUGUUGUGUAGUUUUGUAGAUUCCCCUAUUUUGUUGGCCUUAUGGAGGUUCUUUGCCAUUCAUCUUUUGAAGAAUUUUGAUUCUUUUCUCCAAGUCAAAAUUGUGCUUCUUCAUGUUUACUGUAUGAACCUCCCAUUCAUACAUUUGUAAUUUUUUUUUAAAUGGCAAUGGAUAUUUUACGUCUGCACUAGGCAACAUUAAGUGCAA